Messenger RNA from Myotis brandtii (Brandt's bat), 2224 nucleotides. RefSeq names its product MORN repeat containing 3 (gene MORN3). The transcript is spliced from 8 exons. The record is from RefSeq and is a predicted model, not a curated record. The coding region runs from base 1039 to 2076 and encodes 345 amino acids. NCBI's taxonomy places the organism in Eukaryota, Metazoa, Chordata, Mammalia, Chiroptera, Vespertilionidae.
AUCAGUCUUGAAGUUAGGGCCUUCAGACUCAUGUGUCAAUCAACCUCUUUCUAUGGGACAUGCUGCAGGGGCGUCCGUUUCCAGUCUCUUCCAGUUCUUUGCCCAAACAGUGCAGUGGCUGCAGGAGCUCAGAAGAACUGCAGAUGGAAGAGGAGGCCGCUUGCCCGCUGGCCAGGCUGCUAUCUGGAGGAAAAGAAGCCGUGGCUGAGGGCACAGAAGAGGCAAAGGCCCUGAGGCAGGAACAUGCCGGGGACUUUCCAGGAAGCAAGUGUGUGGGGCUGGAGCAGAGGGAGAGGGGGCACUGAGUAGGGGACAAAGUCAGAGAGGAAAGGGAGGGAAGUGGGCAGAUGAAGCAGGGCUUUCAAUGCCACCAGGACUGUGGCUUUUACUCUGAGCGACCAGGGGAGCCAGGAAAAGGAUGUGAGCGGAGUGACCGGGGCCUACCUGUGUCCCAGUAAAAUGUACGCAUCUUCCAGGGCUGGAGGGGCUGUGAAACCUCCCUCGGGUCCUCAAAGGCGGCUAGCAAACCCCCACAAGACUAAGAACUCGUGUGGCCUGGGCUUUCCCUUUGUAAUUUUGCCACUUGUAUCUUGGCAGAACCGCCUUUAACCCUUUCCUGCCUGUUUCCGGCCUUGUAUCUGCUCCGGGAAGCCCGGGGCGGGAGACGGAUAGGCGUGGAAAGGGCAGUAACCUGCCGGGGCGCACCGAGACACUCCCUCCUCCCGCCCCCUGCACACCUUUGGCCACCUGGCGGGUGCACCUGCCGGCACACGACCUCCACAGGCCCCAAGACUUCCUUCCCCGACGCGGAGGACCUGAACCGUUCCCCCUCGCGCGGCCCGGCAGGAAGGGGCGGGCGCUGCCAGCAGGCUGUGCUGUAGCCCCACGUUGCCAUAGCGACCCCGGCCGGGCCGGGGACACCGGAGCGCGCUCUGCCGGCUGCGAUUGAGGCGGAGGCUGUGACACCUCAUCCCGCCCAGGGACUCCGAAUCCAGGCUCCGCCAGGCAGCACCCUCUGGCCCCGCUGAAGCAGCCAACAUGCCUAUCUUCAAGUGCCCACCCAAGUCACAGCCCCCGUGGAAGGAAUGGGACCAAAAGGCCCAGAAGAAUGGACUGAGACACCAGGUGUAUGCUGUCAAUGGUGACCGCUACGUGGGCGAGUGGAAGGACAACAUGAAACAUGGAAAAGGAACACAGAUCUGGAAGAAGAAAGGGGCCAUCUAUGAGGGGGACUGGAAGUUUGGGAAGCGAGAUGGCUAUGGCACCCUCAGCCUUCCUGACCAAGAGAAAGGAAAGUACCGGAGAGUAUAUUCGGGCUGGUGGAAAGGCGAUAAGAAAUCGGGCUAUGGGAUCCAGUUUUUCGGACCCAAUGAGUAUUACGAAGGUGAGUGGUGUAGCGACCAGCGCAGCGGGUGGGGCCGCAUGUACUACAGCAAUGGUGACAUCUUCGAGGGCCAAUGGUGGAACGACAAGCCGGACGGGGAGGGCAUGUACAGAGUAAAGAAUGGGAACCGCUAUGAGGGCUACUGGCAGGGAGGCUUGAAGAACGGGCCUGGGCGUUUCUUCCACCUGGACCACGGUCAGCUAUUUGAAGGCUUCUGGGUGGACAACAUAGCCAAGUGUGGCACAAUGAUUGACUUUGGCCGAGAUGAGGCUCCUGCGCCUACCCAGUUCCCCAUUCCUCAGGUCAAAAUUGUAGACCCUGAUGGUGUGCUAGAGGAAGCCUUGGCCAUGUUCAAGAAGAAAGAGGAGCCCAGUGACACAGGAACCAGGAGGUCACGAAGAGGAAAAACAAGGAGACUGAUGCCAGGUGAGGGGGUGGGCACACCUGUCACCCUCUAUGUGGGUGAGGCAGCUCCCGGAGUCUGCUUUGGGGGAGGGUUUCCUUGUCCUUUCCGGUUCCUCCCCUUCAAAACCCAUUUCACUGAAGACCAGUCCAUUCCAGUCCUGCCCAAACCCUCCCAUUUGUACCCUGGGCUUACUGGGAGGAACGCUGCUUGGAGGACUUUUUUGCCCCAGCCCUCCACUUGUCCAGUGGGCUCGUCCAGUCCUCGCUCCUCCUGCUGUGGGUAUUAGGUUCGAGGAGAGGGCACUGGUACAGUGUCUUUGAAACACCAGCUCCCACCACCCCUUCACCCCUGCAGAGACUACCAGAGCUCCAGGAGAAAGUCAAGUCCGCAUUACCCAACUGCUCAAACCGGUGGAGCUCCCACUGGAGGAGUGA